Oldenlandia corymbosa var. corymbosa is the source of this 5000-nucleotide messenger RNA. Lineage: Eukaryota; Viridiplantae; Streptophyta; Magnoliopsida; Gentianales; Rubiaceae. The record is from the annotation of a GenBank genome assembly.
CGGUUAUAGAGAGAGAGCUCCACACAACCCAAUUUCUCCCAUUUCCGGAAGUUGGCUUUGGCCCACUCUACGCCUAGCACGGUGGGGUCCACGCCCCGACCUUAUCGUACGCCCCUCUAUCAAAUUGUUUAUUGCAAAUUUUCAGUGAUACACUGUACACACCCUGGCGCACGCUAACCUUUUCACGCUAAGAAACACUACCUUACGCACCUCCCAAAAUAUUCCUAAUUUUUUUUGCUCCCUGCUCAAAAACCUAAUCACCCAAAAUUUUGAUCCCAUUUCCAUCUCACUCCCGCGGGAAGAACCUAAUAAAAUUUCCCAUGACGAAAUUGGCGUUCCAGGUUCUUUAUUAUUCUUACUGAUAUCAUUUCAUUUCGGAUUUUUUUUCUGAUUUUGCAUUGGGUUUGUUUUCCUUAGCUCCAUUUGCUAGCAAUUUAGUGAAAGUUCCAAUGGCGCCAAUGUUAUCCCAUUAGUGCGUGAUUCAUUCGUUCUAGGGUUUUUGUAUGUUGAAUGGGAAUGUGUGAUUCUGUGAUUUAACUGUACAAGGAGUUCAACUACAACAUUCUGAAGUAGUUUUGGCUGAGGUUUUGAUGUGUUCAAAGGGUUGGUUUAUGGUUUUGAAUCUGGGUUUGUAAUGAGGGAUGUGGAAGUACCCAGAUGGCUCGAGGGCUUGCCUUUGGCACCCGAGUUCAGGCCAACUGAUACCGAGUUUGCAGACCCGAUUGCUUAUAUCUCAAAAAUUGAGAGAGAAGCUAGUGCUUUUGGUAUCUGUAAAGUGAUUCCACCGUUGCCCAAGCCGUCGAAGAAAUAUGUACUUCAUAACUUGAAUAAGACACUUUCCAAGUGUCCUGAAUUGGUUUCUGAUGUAGAUUUGAGGAAAAUACAUGAUUCUGUCGAGGGAAAUAAUGGUUCAGAGGUCAGGGCAGUUUUUACAACCCGGCAUCAAGAAUUGGGGCAGAGUGGAAAGAGGGCAAAGGGUUCAGUUGGGAGUCAGUCGACAGGAGGGUCGAGGCAAGUAUGGCAAAGCGGGGAGGUUUAUACGUUGGAGCAGUUUGAAGCAAAAUCAAAGACUUUUGCAAAGAGUCAGUUGGGUGCGGUGAAGGAGGUCUCUCCAUUAGUUGUUGAGACAAUGUUUUGGAAAGCUGCUUAUGAGAAGCCUAUAUAUAUAGAGUAUGCAAAUGACGUCCCUGGGUCUGGAUUCGGAGAACCAGAGGGUCCCUUGGGAUAUUUUAAUAGACAAAGAAGGCGCAGGCGGAAGAGGGGGACAUUUGAUAGAAAUAACCAGGGAAUCUCUUGUAGCCAGAAUAACCUUGUGGAUAACAGUAGCAGUGUUGUGAAUAAUAAUAUUGCUGAUAAGGAUGCUGAUGUAAAUAAGCAAUCUGAUAUAGCUACUUCUACAUCUUCAAUGUCAUCAGAUCAGCGUGAAAUCCUUUCUGAAAGAAAAUCUUCAAGUGCUAGAAAUGAGUUGCAUGGAACAGCUGGUUGGCAGCUUGCUAAUAGUUCAUGGAACUUGCAAGUAAUAGCGAGAUCGCCUGGGUCACUAACACGUUACAUGCCAGAUGAUAUACCUGGUGUUACUUCACCAAUGGUUUAUAUUGGGAUGUUGUUCAGCUGGUUUGCUUGGCAUGUUGAAGAUCAUGAACUUCACAGUUUAAAUUUCCUUCAUAUGGGCUCUCCAAAGACAUGGUACUCAGUGCCUGGAGAUUUUGCAUCCUCUUUUGAAGAGGUAAUUCGCGUUCAUGCUUAUGGCGGAAGUACCAGUCAUGUAGAUGCCCUGAGUAUUCUUGGUGAAAAGACUACUCUUGUAUCACCUGAACUAAUUGUUGCUUCAGGCAUCCCAUGUUGUAGGUUAGUCCAGAAUCCUGGUGAAUUUGUCGUGACAUUUCCAAGGGCAUACCAUGUGGGAUUCAGCCACGGUUUUAAUUGUGGAGAAGCUGCAAACUUCAGCACUCCUAAAUGGCUCACGGUUGCCAAAGAAGCUGCAGUACGUAGAGCUGCUAUGAAUUACCUGCCCAUGCUUUCCCAUCAGCAGCUAUUAUAUCUUUUGACAAUGUCAUUUGUGUCAAGAGUUCCAAGAUCCCUACUUCCAGGAGCCAGAAGCUCUCGUCUUAGAGAUCGGCUGAAGGAAGAACGAGAGCUUGCAGUGAAGAAAGCUUUUGUAGAAGAUCUCCUGAAGGAAAACCGUCUCUUGACCACACUUCAGAAGAAUACUUCUUGUCGUGUGGUAUUAUGGGAUCUUGAUCUGCUGACACCCUUGAACAAAGAUUCUGAGUUAUGUAGUCAAAGUGAUAUUGUCCAAGCAACAACAGAAGAAAACAGUUCCCCACACAAGUGCAAAAUAGAAGAUCUCUAUACACAAAUGAGCCUGUGUAUGGAAAUUGGUACUGACUUUUAUGCUGAUGGUGCUGAUUACGUACAAAAUGAUUAUCAAGUUGAUUCUGGGACAUUACCCUGCGUAGCCUGUGGCAUUCUUGGUUUUCCUUUUAUGGCAGUUGUACAACCAUCUGCUCGAGCGUCUAGAGAUCUGUUGCCUGAGACCCAGGGCUUGGUUACACAUUUUGGAAGUUCUCAACCUGUGCAAUCUGAAGCAAGGGUCCAGAGCAUUGGAUCUGAGAGAUCUGCUUUAGAACAUGCAGCUCUUUCUUCUGCAAUCACGCAUGAAAGUAGUUGGAACCUUUCUGAUGGAUUUAUGAGACCACAAUUAUUCUGCCUGGAACAUGCAAUUCAAACUGUCGAAUUAUUGUUCCCCAAAGGUGGGGUCAAUGUUCUUGGCUUAUGCCAUUCAGAUUUUCAGAAAAUUAAAGCACACAGCGCAGUUGUUGCGGAGGAAAUUGGUACCCCUUUUGCUUACAAUGAGAUUCAAUUAGGAACUGCAUUGCAGGAAGAUCUGUAUUUGAUUGAUCAUGCAAUUGACAAUCACAAUAAAGAUGAAUGUGUUAAAGAUUGGUCGUCAGAAUUGAAUCUCAAUAUGCAGCAUCUUGUAAAUAUGAGAAAGAAGUUCCCAUCCCUGAAAGUGAAACAUGCAUUGACUUUAGAUGGAUUGCUUUCUGAUGUGGUUAACUGUGUCAAUGCAUUCAAGUGGCAAUCAAGGAAAUUGCGAUCAAAGAGAAGUUUGUAUCCUUCUCUCCAAAAGAAGCCAUCUGUGAGCAUUCAGAUUGAAAAAGUAGCUAAAGAAGUAGUUAAGAUGGAUGGUGAAAUGGCUUCAAAAUUAAGUCGAGUGACCAUCCAAUACUAUCGAAAAAGAUAUAAGUCUAAGCCUUGUAUCUCUGAAGUUAGUAAAGUGGAUGCCGGUGGGAAGCGUUGUGAAAACCUUUUAGUUGCUCAAGAUGGUGAAUUUCAUGAUAAAAUGCGCAGGGGAAUGUCCAAGAGCGGAGCUGAAGAUUCUUCUCCUGAUGCAAGCCAGGAUGUGAAAUUACCGGACAGCCAUUCUGGUGGUACCACAACAGAGAAACAGAUCGAAACGAAUAGAAAUUGCAAUCCAAUAGUGCAGGACUUCGAACAAUUACUGAACACUCAUGUUCUGGAGAGAGCUGCUGAUGAGAAAGACCCUGUUAAAGAUGGAAGUACUGCUGGUUCACUUUCUGCUCAUGCUAAUGACAACGAAAAUUCUGAGGUCUCGAAGGAGAAAAGUAUUGUCUCUGGAAUUGGCUUGGAAAACAGCAUCUGUGAUCCUGUAGAAACAGGCGAGGCUGGGAGGCAGUUUAAUUUCCCAGCCGAUGGAGAUGUUUGUUCUGAUAACUCUUCUGGGGAAAAGAGAAAUGAAGAUUCAGAGACAAGUGUUGUAGAUAUAUGCAGCAUGAGUGGUGAAUUGGUAAAUGACUCAACUGUCGAUGGUGAAGUGCUGCAAGAAAUCCAGGCAACAGACGGAGAAUCCUCGAAAGUGAUUUCUUCUGAUAGUCGGUUGUCAAGCAAAUGUACACAUGCCUUGGCAGAAGAAGCUGAGAUUCCUGGAGAGCUGCCUAAUAGUAGCAGCCAGGCUUCAGCUUUAUCUGGGAUCAAAGAGUCGGAUGAUUUGGUUUCUACUGAAGCACAAUUCCAACCUGCUGAGAGGAGCAAAAGAAAGAGACUAGAAUUGCAAGUUGAAGAUCCAAGUAGUUUGUUUGGCAGCUUCGUCAAAAGUCCUUGUGAAGGCUUAAGGAAAAGGAACAAAAGAGUGACUCCGGAAUUGCAAGAUGAAGAUCCAAGUAAUUUUGGCAGCUUCAUCAAAAGUCCUUGUGAAGGCUUAAGGCCUAGGACCAAAACUGGUCCGUUGACCAAUGUUAUAGAUAGUAAAAAGCCCCUCGUCGAUAAAAAAGAAGUAAAGAAGGUGAAGCAGCAUUCUGAUGGCAUAGUUCAGAGCAAGGGUCAAAAAGAGCAAAAGAAGGGUUCUCACAAAUGUGAAGUAGAAGGCUGCCGAAUGAGGUUCCAGACCAAGGCAGAGGCAGCCUUACACAUGCGCAAUCGCUGUCCAGUGAAAGGGUGCGGGAAGAAGUUCAGCUCCCACAAAUAUGCUGUGCUCCACGAGCGAGUUCACGAUGAUGACAGGCCACUGAAAUGUCCAUGGAAGGGAUGCGCGAUGACGUUUAAGUGGGCUUGGGCCAGGACUGAACAUAUAAGAGUACAUACAGGGGAGCGACCAUACAAGUGUGAAGUUGAAGGAUGUGGCCUUACUUUUAGAUUUGUAUCAGACAUCAGCAGGCAUAGAAGGAAAACUGGCCAUCAUGUGAAUUAACCAGGAUACUUCAGUUUCUUUCUUUUUUUUCUCCCUGUUCUUUCAUAAACUACCUAGAGUAGAAGUUAGAAAAAUUCUCGAGUCAAAAAGUGGACCUCAAGAAGCCUCUAAAACCAGAAAAAUCUGGUAGGUAGUUCAGUUUCACAGUAGGCUUGAUACUUUUGUUGUUUGUACAUUGUAGCUUAAUGAUUGCUUGUAGUAGCUGCAAAUUCAUUUGAUUCUUCAAGAAAAAGGAAAAUUAAGAAGUUCAUAUUGCUUUUUUUUUGCCCUUUUCUUUUUAUUACAUCUG